CACUUCCAAUCUACUCAGAACAACCCUCUCUCUCCAGCAGAGAGUAUCACCUCCUGAUUUAGGAUCAUCAAGCUCUGCUAAUUGGACCUCAGCCUGCCUGCGGGAUUACAUUGCAAGGCUUUCCCUGUCCCUCACCUUGCCCCGGGGGUAAAUCUCUUCUGUGGAAUCUCAGAAAAUCAAAUUCCAUCCUAAGAAUAUUUCACCAAGAAUUUCUUUAGAAGCUGUGCUGGGGUUCUACGAUGAUACACCAACCACUUGUGCUGCCACCUGUCAAAACUUUGGAUGGCCCUACUUUCAGGUCAUGACCCUUGGAUUUAAGAAAUUCUUCAAGACAACGUCCAAUAUGAUCCGAGGGAAAAUGUGAUUUGAGUCUGGAGACAAUUGUGUAUAUCAACUAAUAAUAAAAACCCAGUUGAUACAAGAGAAAACAUUAUUUGAAGAUUGCUACAGUUAAAAAGAAAAGCUGUGUCUGGUUUGAUUUAUAUUGUAUAGCAUAUUUCAUUUUGGGUUCAAUGAUGGAGAAAAAGUGCAUCCUGUAUUUACGGCUAAUCUUGCCUUUUUUUAUGAUUCUUGACAUAGCAGAAUCAGAAGAGAACAUUGAAGGCUUAAGUCAGUUGGGUGUCUAUACUAGAAAUAAAAUCAUGACGGCUCAAUAUGAAUGUUACCAAAAAAUUAUGCAAGACCCUAUUCAACAAACAGAAGGCAUUUACUGCAACAGAACCUGGGAUGGGUGGUUAUGCUGGAAUGAUGUUGCUGCGGGAACUGAGUCAAUACAGCACUGCCCCGAUUACUUUCAAGACUUCGACCCAUCAGAAAAAGUUACAAAGAUCUGUGACCAAGAUGGAAACUGGUUUAGACAUCCAGAAAGCAACCGAACAUGGACAAAUUAUACCCAGUGUAAUGUUAACACACAGGAGAAAGUGAAGACUGCACUGAAUUUGUUCUACCUGACUAUAAUUGGACAUGGAUUAUCUAUUGCUUCACUGCUUAUCUCGCUUGGCAUAUUCUUUUAUUUCAAGAGCCUAAGUUGCCAAAGGAUUACCUUGCACAAAAAUCUAUUUUUCUCUUUUGUUUGUAACUCUAUUGUAACAAUCAUUCAUCUCACUGCAGUGGCCAACAACCAGGCUUUAGUGGCCACAAAUCCUGUUAGUUGUAAAGUGUCUCAGUUCAUUCAUCUUUACCUGAUGGGCUGUAACUACUUUUGGAUGCUUUGUGAAGGCAUUUACCUACACACACUCAUUGUGGUGGCUGUGUUUGCGGAAAAGCAACAUUUGAUAUGGUAUUAUUUUCUUGGCUGGGGAUUUCCACUGAUCCCUGCUUGUAUACAUGCUGUGGCGAGAAGCUUAUAUUACAAUGACAACUGCUGGAUCAGUUCUGAUACCCAUCUUCUCUACAUUAUCCAUGGUCCAAUUUGUGCUGCUUUACUGGUGAAUCUUUUUUUUCUAUUAAAUAUUGUACGUGUUCUCAUUACCAAGUUAAAAGUUACUCACCAAGCAGAAUCCAAUCUCUACAUGAAAGCUGUGAGAGCUACACUUAUCCUGGUGCCGUUACUUGGCAUUGAAUUUGUGCUGAUUCCGUGGCGACCUGAAGGAAGGAUUGCAGAGGAGAUAUAUGACUACAUCAUGCACAUCCUUAUGCACUAUCAGGGUCUUUUGGUUUCUACUAUUUUCUGUUUCUUUAAUGGAGAGGUUCAAGCAAUUCUAAAAAGAAAUUGGAAUCAAUAUAAAAUCCAAUUUGGAAACAGCUUUUCCCAUACAGAUGCUCUUCGAAGUGCAUCUUACACAGUAUCAACAAUCAGUGAUGGUACAGGUUACAGUCAUGACUGUCCUAGUGAACACUUAAAUGGCAAAAGCAUCCAUGAUAUUGAAAAUGUUGUCUUAAAACCAGAAAAGUUAUAUGAUUGAUAAUUGAGGGAGUACUGCUUAACUAUUUUGUGCCACUCCUAACUAAAGGACUUGGAACUAUGGAUUUACAACCAGAAGACUUCAAUAUUCAAUGAAUUUCUUGAAAGCCACAAAGAAAAAGAAAACCUUCACAUCAAUUCAGUAGUGUGUUGUUAAAUGUUUAAUAACUAGCUCUUUGGGAGAAAAAAGAAACCCUGAUUUGUAAUGUUUUCCAGUUUCUGUGGUAUAUUCCCACCAUGGCUGAUUUAAGGCUACCAAUUUGACAUUGCUGAAUGUGAAAUUGGGAAAAUAUCAGUACAAUCAAAUCUCAUAGGCUGGUAUGUACCAGCUCUAGGACACCACUGCAUGAAUUCACAAAUAAGACUGUAAAAGUUCAUAUACACACUGGGCACAAUUCUACUCUUACUGACUAAAAAGAGCUAGGUAAGACCUCCAGACUUGGAGGGAAAAUUAGCUUUUCAUUUGUCUGUUUUUAAAAUUUUUAUCCCAUAAUUCAUUGGUGCAGUUGAUUUUUUUUUUAACCCAGUAAAUCUUCUAGCCUUUUUUGUAUUUACCCUUUCAAAUGGACUGGAUAAAGAAGUAAUUAUUUUCCAAGAAAAGUGACUGAGCAGAACUGCUAUUGUCUACUCCUUGGCUGAUACAUCAUAGUCAUAUCCAAUAUUAUAUCUGUUUUUGAAAUUUGAUGAACAGUAUGUAGGACAUGCAAUCCUACUUUGCUAUCAUUAGGGAGACAUCUUGGUUGAUAUUACAAACACCUUGUCAGCUACUUUCCUAUCUUACUACACAAGUGGGAGGGAAUCAGUUUCCCUGUAUCUGUAAAUAGAAACUUUGGCCCUUCCAUUUCUACUGUGUAGACAAAUUCGCAAUUAUUUUACAUGAAGGAAAUCAGUGAAGGAUUUCUUAUUUUCUUGGAAGUUUGUAAAAAAAAAUUGUUGUGAAAAUAAGCUUGUAAAUACUCUGUUAUUCUAUUUUAUAGUCUCAAAUCAAAUACAUAUAAUCUAGAUAAGUUUUUAAAAAAAACAAAUACAUAAUGUAACAAUGUAUGCUUGUCAAUAUCUGAUACUGUGUCUGGGCUGAUUUUAUAAUAAAAUAGAGUCUGGAAUUCUAUAUUGGGUAAAUAUUUUAAAGACAACCAGAUGCCAGCAUCAGAAGUUUGUUUGAGAACCAAGAGAACAGGAAUAUCCUUGAUAUGAUAUAAAAUAUUUAUUAAAAAAACUCAAGGCCACUGUUUUAUUACAUUAGCUUAGGUGAUUCUUUCAUAACUUAGUAGUACGUACGUUUGACAUAUUUUUCCUUUUAUUUUGACGAUGAACUUUCAUUCUAAUCCAGAAAUUUUAAAGGAUUCCUACAGUAAUAAAUGUCAGUCUGCCAUUCUUACGGUUUUUACACCAGUAAAAAUAUUACUUUUCUGACUCUUACUGUAUAAAUAUAAAUGGAUUUGGAAAUGUUCCAGACUAUUAAAAAAAAAAACUAGAGGAAUACUAUAUAUAUAUAUAUAUA
Molecule: messenger RNA, 3404 nt
Organism: Zalophus californianus (California sea lion)
Lineage: Eukaryota; Metazoa; Chordata; Mammalia; Carnivora; Otariidae
Gene: CALCRL
Product: calcitonin receptor like receptor
Exons: 16
Coding region: 513-1904 (463 amino acids)
Biological process (GO): adenylate cyclase-activating G protein-coupled receptor signaling pathway; angiogenesis; cell surface receptor signaling pathway
Cellular component (GO): plasma membrane
Molecular function (GO): calcitonin receptor activity; calcitonin gene-related peptide receptor activity; adrenomedullin receptor activity
Source: RefSeq, a predicted model, not a curated record